AUGGCUCCUUACAGCAGCUUUUCGACCCUGCAUCAAGCCAGGACUGACAGAGAUCCCAUCAAAUUGAGAAAGCCUGUAGUUGAAAAGAUGCGUCGUGACCGGAUCAACGGUUGCAUUGAGCAGCUUAAGGUCCUCCUGGAGAAGGAACUGCACCGCGAGGGAUGCUCCAAACUGGAGAAGGCCGAUGUGCUGGAGAUGACUGUGUGCUUCCUCAAACAGCAACUGGGACAGGUACAGAGAGCACCCAACAAGGAGGUCCAAGGAGCACCACACACACUCCCCCAGACCGAGGCCUGGCUGCGGGGCUCCACCACCAGCCCACAGCCCAGAGACACUGUUACCAACAGCGUCCCUGUUUGGAGGCCAUGGUGA
Messenger RNA from Periophthalmus magnuspinnatus, 372 nucleotides. It is a transcript of the gene her12, whose product is annotated as hairy-related 12. Gene Ontology annotation, cellular component: nucleus. Gene Ontology annotation, biological process: anterior/posterior pattern specification; regulation of neurogenesis; regulation of transcription by RNA polymerase II. Bases 1 to 372 code for a protein of 123 amino acids. The record is from RefSeq and is a predicted model, not a curated record. NCBI's taxonomy places the organism in Eukaryota, Metazoa, Chordata, Actinopteri, Gobiiformes, Gobiidae. The transcript has 2 exons. Gene Ontology annotation, molecular function: DNA-binding transcription factor activity, RNA polymerase II-specific; protein dimerization activity; RNA polymerase II cis-regulatory region sequence-specific DNA binding.